Molecule: messenger RNA, 2179 nt
Organism: Populus trichocarpa (black cottonwood)
Lineage: Eukaryota; Viridiplantae; Streptophyta; Magnoliopsida; Malpighiales; Salicaceae
Exons: 3
Coding region: 849-1979 (376 amino acids)
Source: RefSeq, a predicted model, not a curated record
UGUGUCACCAACUUAGCAGUCCUUCUGUUCCUUCAUUAACUGUGUAGCAUCCACCUAGCAGCUCAACAUCACCGACGGUCCUAGCAGGGUUGUAGGUUUCUUUGGGUGAUCUGAAUUCUCUUGCCGUAAUACUUCACAAGCCUUGGUGCUUGACGAGUUGUUUCUUAAGGGUCACGGUUGCUGUUUUUUUAACACGUCAUCAAUUUUGGCAAGUCAUAAAUUUUUUUAAUAUUGGAGCAUCACUUUUCUUUGGCUCUUGAUCAAGAUGGUGCUUUUCAGGAAUUCUUCUUCUUCCACUAAAAGAUUCUUAGUAAUUGAUGAGAAGUAUCGUCAAACAAGCCUUCGCGUAUAUGAACCUGCCAUUGGUCCAUUUGCUAAGAAGUGGUCUUCCGAAAGCAUCAAGCAUUUGACUUCCUGGUCAUUGGAGACUUCUUAUGAACUUUAUGGUUAUGGUGGUUUGCCUCAAUCAGUUUUACAACUUCAAUACUCCUUUCCACAUUCAACAACUUUUCUAGUUGAUCUGCCGUCAUUAGACUAUCGUAAACGUGAUGGAAAUGCUACUUGCAAGGAUUAUUUCCCAAUCUCUGAUGCACUUGAGUAUACUCCCAAGUAUUGGGAAUGGACAGAAGAUAUUUUGAAACAUUACGAGCUAAUCCUCAAGAGGGCACAUAUUCGAGACACUAUUUUUGCAUCCCUUUUUACAUAUGACUGGCAGAUGAAUUUUAUCCUUUCUUUCUAUAACCAUUGAAAUCCUGCUACUAACACGCUAUCUACCCCGAAUGACGAGGAGUCUGUAUCCCUUUGGGAGUUAAAAUCAUGUAGCGGCCUUCCUAUUUUUGGUACUUUUUAUGAUGAAGUCAUCCCUUCUACUGAUGAACUUAAUGAAGAAAGGACGUUCUUUUCUUCCAAAGAGCUGUAAGUACCUGUUCAUCGCCUUUCAUAAAGAAUGUCAGACCAUUGAUGGUAACCAUGUAAUGACCCUUCAAGAUUGGGUAGAUUUCUGGUUUCGAGAUGACUUGAGAUACAAGGUACCUUUUUCUGUGGGUAAUUCUAGCGGAUCAAAUAAGACUACUUAUCCAUCUGGCUCAAUUGACAAGUCUCGUCUUCAUUCCAGCAAAUUCAUUCAUCCUUUUAAAGAGCUUAAUGUCCCUUUUCAUAUUCAAGAUGAAGUUUAUUUAGCGGCUUUUCUUUCAUGCUGGCUAUGCAAAUUUGUAUUUCCUAGCAAGGACGUUGAUGUCAUUCGUUUUAGUACUUUCAAAGUAGCAUCCAUGAUGGCGGUUGGAAGGCAAUUCUCUCUUGCGAUACCAGUUCUAACAAGUAUCUUCAAAGGUCUAAAGGAAGUCCAAUUUGCAUUAAGUGUGACCGCACGAGACAUCCAUUUUCCUAUUCAUUUUCUCAGUAGUUGGCUUGCAGAAAAAUUUGGCACCCAUCAAAUAGCCAUUAGCCCUGCCAAGUUAGUUGGGAUGACAAAAUAUGCCGGCGUGGGGUCGACAAAACAUUUCAAUGAAUCUCAAGCUAAUGCUCUUUUCAGAGAUCCGAAGAGAGUCAUAUUUCCUGCAUUACUUCCCCUAGCCAAAGUUGUGAUCUUGUGUGAUGAUGGCAACUUAUCAGUCCUCAAGAGUGACUACUUUAUGUGUAUUCGAUCCGGCUAUUUGACUCUUCGUUAUAAUGAUACUUUUAUUAUUGAGUCUUACUGUCCUGAUAGAUUCAGUAGACAAUUUGGGUUUUGCCAGCAUAUUCCCCGUGACUUUGGAGGGAGAACUAGAGUUCCAACCUUGGAGGAUGUAUCCCAACUUUGGCAUAGUUUUACCAAACUCAACACUCAUUCUCAGUGCAAGCUUCCGUUGCCCCCAAAUGAUAAACUUCCUUUGGUGACUAAACGUUACAUGGACUGGUGGACUCUGAAGUGGUCCAAAGUUUGUUCUCCAGAGAUGAAGAUCAUUCUUAAAAGUCCUGCUAAUGUUGCCAUAGUAUCUUGAAGGAUAAAAAAAAAGAAGAAUGACCCCCUCUUAACAAAAAAAAAACGAUCUUCUCCUACUUAUAAAAGAGACAAGCAAGCAGUUGAUGUUGAUUUAGGCAAGGAAGAUGGUGCUCAAACAUCUGCCCACAUAAGGAGGACACCACUUGUGAUUCCUAGUGUGAAGAGAGCGAGUACUGCAAAAGAUCAUCUCAAUAAGAA